Molecule: messenger RNA, 4648 nt
Organism: Pleuronectes platessa (European plaice)
Lineage: Eukaryota; Metazoa; Chordata; Actinopteri; Pleuronectiformes; Pleuronectidae
Product: PH and SEC7 domain-containing protein 3
Exons: 16
Coding region: 646-4050 (1134 amino acids)
Biological process (GO): regulation of ARF protein signal transduction
Molecular function (GO): guanyl-nucleotide exchange factor activity; protein binding; phospholipid binding
Source: RefSeq, a predicted model, not a curated record
CACUCAGCUGCUUUCUCCUUCUUCUUCUUCACACAUUCUCCCUCCCCUUUCACCCUCCAGCCAUUCCUGCAGACGGACCAACAGGACGUGCGGAGACGGAAGGUUGAUCAGGAUUUCUCCAAAAUGGAGAGGAAACAUGAAGAGGGAGGAGGAGGACUCAGUCCAGACGGGGACUUGUGACUUGCAUGCAUCUUUAUGCGACACCACAGACUUAAGAGGCUGCCUGGCUUUAAGAGAGCGGAUGUGUGGCUGGUUUGUUGUGCGAAGCAGCUUCAGACCAAAAUCAGCUGAAGGGGUUUUUGUAUGCGUGUGUGCGAGUGCUGGUGAAGGCACAGCUCAUUGACAGCAGCAUAAACCCAGUGUAACACAGCGAUGUGUCCUUCCCUCCCACAAGACUUGACUUAAAACCUCACAAGCUGGCUGAUCAUAUGAUGCCGCUUUAGAGAGCCAGGAGGGGAACUGUUAAUGGAGCCACUGGAGAUUGUAACGUGCCUCAGAGUUUCACAUUUAUGCAGCUGCACAGAAAGGAUCUUCGUAUAGAAGAGGGCAGCGAGGCAACAUUUACAGAAACUUUCACCAAAACCCACAAAAUCCAAAAAAAAAGAGAAAGAAACCAAACCACGGAACAGACUGAGAGAGACCCUAAUGGAGGAGGAAAUCAUCUGCUCCUCUCUGCUACAUAGUACAGAUUCAGUCCUGCAGCAGCCCCAACAAGACUCGUGGACCUCUGCGGAGCAUCAGUACAUCAGUGGAGAACAGGAGGUCACUGUUUUGGACAAGACCGAGACGGAGGGGGAGAUAAUCGAGGCACAUGGGACAGAUGAACUCACUUCGUCUCCAAAGACAGGACGAGAGACUCCUGAUGAGGCAGAGCAAUGGGACCACAUAAUAUGCCCUGUACGUCCCAGUGCAUCACUCUCUUUCGCCACGGUACAGUGGGACAUGCCCGACCCCUUUACAGAAAGGCCCUCGCUCGUGACUGACCGCAGCUUGGCCAAUGAGCUGGACUCCAGUGACGUGACAAGUCUAGGUACCACUCCCCCCUCACUUCACCAAUCUGAGGAUGAUAUUGCUGCGCUUCUCUUUACGGAGGAGAGAGAGGAACUAGAUCGGCUCAAUUCACUGCUUCUGAGUGGGGAGUGGUCAGGAAACAGCUUUGAGCCAUGUGAUGCGGCCGAUGUGCAAGAGCCGACGACACAGGAAAAGAAAGAUUCAACACAAGAGCUGGUAGACAGUAAUAACGAAAUUCCUUUCGAGACUGAGUCAGAAGACGAGGACAGAUGCUCAGUAACCUCCGAUCCUGCUGAGACGGUGGACAAAACCGAGACUGUUUGGGAGGCUGAAGGCUCAGAAGAUGAGGCGAACUGUCUCGCAGAUGUAAAACUAGAAGAGGAACCAGAGGAGCUUAGCGCUGUGCUAACUGCACAGGGAGACCCAGAGGAACAACAAAAUGCAGUGAAUGGAGUAGAGAUUGAAGAAGAGGGUGAGGAGGGACAAGAAGAAGAAGAAGAAGAAGAAGAAGAAGAAGACGACGAAGAAGAAGACGAAGACGACGAAGAAGAAGAAGAAGAAGAAGAAGAGGGGAAGCGUGUGACCAACGUGCUUUAUGCUGACAACAGUGAAGAGGCAAACACUGUCAGUUGUCCAAGUGAUGUGGAGGUGACGGCAGAGCCGCUACAAACAGAGGAUGCAGGACUUACCCCAGAUAAGCCAAUUCAUUUGCAUCCGUCAGAGCUUGUGGAUGAAAGUCGCCACUCAGGGACCGAAGAGGACUUAGAGAUACAGGAGCAGUUACAGGAAGAUUCCACAGGUCGGACCGAAGAGACAGAAAUGUGUAAAGGUGUCGAACAUAACGUGGAACCUGAGCAGCCAGAAGCCGUCGACAACAGUGAAGAAGCAUUAAUGCAGGAGACGGAAAACGCAGAGAAGACAGAAAACUUAGAAGCGAUACCAGAGCUGGAUGAAGAAGUGGAGGAGGAAAGUCAUUUGGAGCGACAAUAUUGUGACGAGACAACUUCACCGCACCCUGAACGGUCUGAGUGUGAGGAGCUGGAAACGAUCAGAGAGCCCGAGCCUACCCAAGCAGAGGUGUCACAUCAGAUAGAGGAGGAACACUCUGACCAGUUAGGAUGUCAACAUCUGAAGGAGUCACCAGAGAUAGAACUAACAAAUCAGUCAGCCCGACCUGAAACUGCAGAGGGAACAGAGGAGUGUACUCAGUCAGAUCGGACGGUCUGUGUUGAAGCCAGAGACCCCGAAGUCCCAGAGCAGCAGCAGCAGCAGCAGACGGAGCCGCCCGAGCAGAAUGAGCAGUCACCACAAACAGCCGACGUGUCCCAGCCGACAAUCUCUGAGCAGCAUGUGCUAUCAGAGGAUUCAGAUGAGUCAGAAAUAACAGGGCAGCUGUCUGCAGAGCCUGAGGUCACAGAACAGACAGCAGAGGCAGCAGAGGCAGCAGAGUUAAAGCAGGUGGGCUCGCCUGCGUCACAUCAGACUGAUGAAUUAGCAGGUCCUGAGGAUGGAGGUGUACGAACAGUGAUGGCGAAUGGAGAGAAACACAAGCUCCCCGAGACGCCCACGCCUCAUAUGAACGGAGGGGAGGUGGACAGAGAGAUGGCCCGCCGCCUCGCUGAACGGCUGUUUAAGUUGGACGGGAUCCAACCUGUAGAUGUGGUCAAGCACUUAGAUAAAGAUAAUGACUUCAGUCAUGCUGUCGGCGAGGAAUACCUCAAGUUCUUUGACUUUACUGGGCAAACUCUGGAUCAGGCCCUGAGGUCUUUUCUGAAAGUGGUGGUACUGAUAGGAGAGAGCCAGGAGAGGGAGCGUGUGCUGCAGCAUUUCGCCCGCCACUUCCAUCAGUGCAACCCUGACGCCUUCUCCUCUUCAGGGGCUGUGUUGGCUCUGACCUGUGCUUUAAUGCUUCUCAACACUGAUCUGCAUGGACAGCAUGUAGGAAAAUCCAUGUCCUCCUCUCAGUUUGUGUCCAACCUGGAUGGGAUGAACGAAGGGGAAAACUUCAGCAAGGAACUCCUGAAAAGUCUUCAUAAUUCCAUCAAGUGUGAGCCACUGGAAUGGGCUGUGAAUGAGGACGAGUUGCAGAGCUCUGUGUUGCUGGAAGAGGACGUUGGAGAUGAUGCACAGCUGCGCUCCAAAGCAAACCCCUUCCAGGUUGUUGCCCACGACAAAAACGCCUUGGUGGUGAAGGAGGGUUUCCUACUUAGAAAACUCCACGCGGACAUCGACGGCAAACGCACUCCAUGGGGGAAAAGAGGCUGGAAGACUUUCUAUGGAGUCCUGAGGGGAAUGGUUCUCUACUUACAGAAGGAUGAUUACAAGAGGGAUCACCAGGUGAGCGAGGAGGUGGUGAGUGUGCACCACUCGGUGGCCGAGCAGGCACAGGAUUACACCAAGAAGCCGCACGUCUUCCGUUUGCAGACGGCGGAUUGGAGGGUUUUCCUCUUUCAGGCCUCAUCUAAAGUGGAGAUGAAGUCUUGGAUCAGCCGCUUCAACCUGGUUUCGGCAAUUCACUCGUCGCCUCCGUUUCCUGCUGCCGUCGGCUCCCAGAGGAAGUUCUUCAGGCCGAUCCUCCCCGCCUCGCAGUCUGCUCACACACUGGAACAUCAGCUUCAGUUUCAUGCAGGAAAGCUGGAGUCCUUCAAAGCCGACCUGUCGAACCUGCAGCAAAACCCUCCAGAGGGCAGGAAAGCCCGAGCUAAGGAGCUGGAGGAGCAGCGAGUCAGAGCAGAGUACCUGCAUUACGAGAUGUGUCGCUACGAGAUCUACAUCCAGAUGCUGGAGGCCUGGAAGAAGGUGGAGAAGAUGGGCAGCAAAGUGUUGAGCCCCGCAGAGCUGAACCUGUUCGAUAAGGCCCUGUGUGCAGACUCUGUUGGGGAGGAAGAGGAGGAGGACGGCGGGCUGAAGAAGUCCCACUCCAGCCCUUCUCUGGAGCAGGAGAUGGCUCCUCCGACUGUGAUCAAAGUCAGACGCAACAUCUCUGAGAGACGGACGUAUCGCAGGACUAUCAUCCCUCGAUGGAAUAAAGAGACCUGAGAGGUAUUUUUACUCAGAGACUGCUGACGUCACGCCAGGUAUUUUUUAGUUUUUGAAGCACUGAACACAGAAGCAGGGAAGACACCAAAGUCAAAUAUCAAAUCCGUCUCGGCACGUUGUUUUGUUUUACGGCAUUUUCAUCUUGUGCACUUUUUCAGAUGUAUAACCUCAGGGAAUCCCCAGCUCUCACACUCUCUCACCAUUGAGGAGAGAACCUGAGCCUCUUGUUGAGUUUAUCAAAACGAUGCUCCUAAUUUAUUUAGUUUUAUUUGACACAAAAAAUGAAAAUGUCUUUUUAUAAAAACUCAAAAUGGUACAAAGUAUGUUGCAUUUGAAACGUUAUCGUUUGGGCAACAGUUGAGCCUUUUUAAAAUGUAAACCACAAGAGGGGGCUGUAGUACAGGCCAUGUGUGAGUGACUGCAGGGGACAGGCCAUUCUGUCAGAAACUUGUUUUAAUAAUUGCACUUUUGUUGUUUUUAAUAUUUUGCAUAAGUAUUUUCUUGCCACUGUUUCAUACUAUGUUCAUAUGAAGGAUUUAUUUCUGAAAUGUUAUGUUUUUUUCUCUGUCGGGGAAAAAUAAAAUAUCAUUUGUGUUUA